AUGGCAAGCAAUGCAGGGCAUUGUUCCAGAACCGAUGAACAGCCAAAUAAAGCGGAUUCUGAUUUGAUCGCGAAGCCUCUUAUCAAGCGUCCAGUCCAGAAUCUUGCAUCAUGGUCCCAUGAACUGCCCUCAGGACACCCCACUCGCGAUCUUGGUGCCGAUCAAAUGAUCUCUACGCGCGAUGCGAAGCCCCCAUGGGACAGCGCAUGA
Molecule: messenger RNA, 210 nt
Organism: Letharia columbiana
Lineage: Eukaryota; Fungi; Ascomycota; Lecanoromycetes; Lecanorales; Parmeliaceae
Exons: 1
Coding region: 1-210 (69 amino acids)
Source: RefSeq, a predicted model, not a curated record